AUGCGGGAGAAGAAAAAGUGCAAGAAGUUUAAAUUCACGAGCGAACUGUGCGUGAGCGCGCGCGAGUUCAUCGACGACAAGGACACGGAUGCGUAUCGAAGCUUUCACAUGCAGCGCGUGGGGACGCGAGAGUUGGAGAUAGUGCGCGAUGAUUUAGAGCGGGAGACGAACGAGCGGACGAUCGUGAUACGGACGGUGCCGGGGAUAAAACUGCCGCGGUUGGUGGCGCGCGUGGUGCCGAACGGGAAGGUGGAGUUCGUGGACACGAGGAAGUAUUUGAACGGGGCGGAGAAGACGACGCCGUUCGCGCAGGCGUUCACGACGGUGAAUAACAUCACGAAACACUCGGUGGUGAGGGGAACGAUCACGGUGAGGGAGAUGGGAGCGCGCGCGUGCGUGGUGGAGGUGGAGGGUGAGUGUCAGGUGGCGCUGCGAGGGAUCGGAGGGAUUAUUGAAAACAUCGUCGUGGACGGGAUUCGAAAGGCGUACGAGUUGCUGCCGGAAAUCACGCGCGAGUGGAUCGAGUAUAAGGCCAAGGUGGCGUCGGGAGAGAUCGCGCCGGUGAAGACGCAGGCGUUCCCGGUGACGAAUAGGUCGUCGGUGAAGCGAUCUGGGAGCGGGUCGACGCUCGGGGGGGCUUCGUUUCACACCGCUACGGAAACGGCGCUGCGGGACGACGCGUACGCGGAGGAUUUGGACGGCGAGCCGGCGAUGGAGAAGAAAUCCGUUCGGGUCUCGAUGUUCGUGUGUUGUGCGUCCAAGCCAAAGGUCGUAGAGAUGGAUUGUUAG
Molecule: messenger RNA, 789 nt
Organism: Ostreococcus lucimarinus CCE9901
Lineage: Eukaryota; Viridiplantae; Chlorophyta; Mamiellophyceae; Mamiellales; Bathycoccaceae
Exons: 1
Coding region: 1-789 (262 amino acids)
Source: RefSeq, a predicted model, not a curated record